This is a messenger RNA of Bombyx mandarina (wild silkworm), 3591 nucleotides long. RefSeq names its product cyclin E-interacting protein minus (gene mi). The record is from RefSeq and is a predicted model, not a curated record. Lineage: Eukaryota; Metazoa; Arthropoda; Insecta; Lepidoptera; Bombycidae.
GCGUCGCGAAAUCACUGACCGAGUGGUAGUUUAAUUUAGUUCAAUUAAUUCAAUUAAAUAAAGAUUUCUAUGUAAGACAAUGUUGUAAUUUCCAAAUAUUUGUAUAUAUCGUAAUACUAAAGUCCCCAGUAGGUUUUGGCAAUACAACAUAGAAUGUAGUGCUAAUGGAAUCCCUAGAAGAAUCAAAUUGUUACUCGUUAAGUGAUAGUUUUUCAUUGUAUGAACGCUAUAUGAGAAGUUUUAAAGUAGCUAAUCCUCUGCCAGAACCGAAAAGCAGCUUUGGAACCGGGGAACACUCCAACAAUUCACAACGUUCAAGUAGUCGAGGUAACAUCGAGUUGUCCGUGGCGCGCACUAACGUCACAAGUAAACAUUGUGAAACAGCUGAGCCCGAAUCUAGUACAAGAAAUAUAGAUUCGACUGACAAUAUCGCUGUUAAGAUUUUCGGCUUAGACUUAGAAAUAUGCACCAAAGUUAAUUCUGAAAGCGAUUCUCUCCCAGCGUUAUCACUCGAAAAUUCCUCUGCAACAGUCGAGCAUAGUCUUUUGCAGGAUAAAUCUAGCGGAACCGACGCACAUGGUUCAUCUGAAAAUUCAAGAACGGAGACGUUCAAGCAACCCGUCUUCAUAACCUCUACCAUGGAAAAUAGUAACAAUGCUGUAGACAGUGUGCCCCUAUUCCGUGAUGUGAGAUUGCCAGAGAAUGUUUUUAAAUUACCGAUAAGUGAAUUAUCAUUUAAUGGUACCAUAAAGCAUGUACAAAAGUUGAAACCAAUUGUAGAUCCUAUGUCUGCAUUGAGUUCUAAUACUGGAUUAAAUUUGUAUGAUAGAAAUUCAGGAUCCUGUCAUAGCGGCAGUGAUCAAGAAGCUAAGCAAGAUUCAAAGAGUUUUAUUGAUGAAAAAAGUACAUGUGACCUCAGCAGAACCUACAAGACUGAGAGCACUGGAGACUCCCAGUAUGAAGAAUUGACUUGUAAAAAAGAUGCAGAGCCUGCAAACGAUAGCAGCUCAACAAAGUGGAAUUUGGAUCAGAGCUACUCUUCUUUAGAUGCCUCUUUUGAUAGUGGGGUUAGGUCACCAGACAUGUUUUCUGAUCAUGACGAUGAUGAUGAAGGCAAAAAGCUCAUAUCUGAAUCAGAACCAUUUUGGAAUUUUCUUAAGGAUUAUGAAAUCUAUGACAACAUGAGAGUGAAGAAAAUUGAAGAAAAGCUGCAAGGUCUUAUUCCUCCACCUUCUGUAACAACAUUAAAAACAGAUGUCACGGAAAUGCUGAAGAAAUAUUACUGUUUUCUACCGAUCUUCAAUGAGGGCACUAAAGUUAAUUCACCUGAAGUUGACUGUACAACUCCAACAAAAAGAGUGUCGUUUGUCGAAAUCCCAGAGCAAACAGUAAAAUCACAUCCUCUUGAAGAACAAAGUAUCGGUGGAAUGUUUAACAGUAUAAAUGCUGCAAAAAUAGCAAAAGAUCUGAAUAGGAGUAACGAGACAACUACAAAUGACAAGACUAUCAAUAUAAAAAUGUGCAGUGAAAGUGAAGCUAAGGAUACUGUUUGGCCAAACAUAAUGAAGUGCAAAUAUUAUGAUGUUUAUUACAACAGAACAAAAUAUUCAGAAAAGUAUGAAUUGUUGGCAUUAAAGUAUGGAGAGAGGUAUGUAGGAGCUGAAACUGAUACGAGUGUAAAUAUCUAUUCGGGUGGGUUUCAGUCGCCCAGUAGUGCAAACAAACGAAAAGCAAUGCGUCUCAAAAUGGCACAAGCAAAAUCUCCAGGCCGUCGUUUGUCCCACUUGGCACGCAGACGUCAAGCUUUUUGCAGUGCUGCUACUAUAAACGAAAAAGCUCAAGCUUCCACAGCUAAAAUGGUCCUCAUUGAUAAAAAUUUCUUCCCGCAUCGAAAACUAGUAAAUUCAGCCGAAAGAAAAAGUCCGCGCUUACGCCGCACCCCGGGCAAGAAGACACCUACGAGGCGCACUCCCACAAAAAAAACACCAGCCAAAACACCAAAGACCCGAAGCGGGGGCUCCAGUAAGAAGAAAGCUAUGCGUAGAUUACUUCUGGAAUCGGACGCAGUCACUCGGUCACAGCCCUCGAGGGAGACUUUAAAACGCGCUCUUUUUAUCAGUCCAGAAAAUCGAAAAGCUGUUCCUCUCGUACCGAGUACUUCAGUACCUUUGCAGGCUAUGAGGUCGAAGAGAGCUUUAUUUGGCUCCCCGGAACGGUAUGCCGAAUCUAAAAGUUGCGAUGGUAGUCAAAGUGACAUGUUCUUGAAACGGAAGCUAAGUGCAUUAGAUGAAGAGCCAGCGAGCAGUAGAAGUAAGAUAGCGAAAAGUUUGUCCUUCGGAGGGGACAGCAUAGAGAACCUUCAGUCGAUCGGUUUCAGUCGGAGAUCGUCCGAGGUGUUCACAAGUCGAAAUUCCGCAGAACUUAAUGAAAUGCAUAAGAAGAAAUUAUUGUGGGCCGUAUCUGAAGCUCUGCGCGUUCACGGCUGGCGCAUGUCGUCUCCGGGAUUUAAAGAGAAGGCGUCGUCGCUGGCCCGGCUCACGCGUCGACUUCUGGCCCUGCCUCAACAUGCCGCUAAGCUAGCAGCGCCUAAACUCUCCACUUCGGAUACUAUGCUCAAACUGGCAAGGCAGUACGUGUACGCGAUAAUCCAGGGUCGGACGGUUGAGGAUUGUUUCGAAGAGGAACAGACUAAGCUGACGAACCAGGCCAACAACAAAUUGACCGGUUACAUAUCGGCCGUCGCCUACCAACAGCUGCGAGCGCGGCAGCAGGCCGGCGCCCUCACCUCUCGGAUCAAGGAGAACACGUGCAGCGACGCGUCCUUCCGCCAGGACCAACCCAAGAGCUGCUCCAAAAACGUGCUCCAAGACAAACUCGUCAACGUGGACGCCAACUCAAACAGCAGCGGAACGAGCCUCUUCGAUAAAUCAGGAAUACCUUUGUACAAAUCCAACUCGAUGCCUUCCUUCGAAGAGGCGGCUAAGAUGAGAGCCCGCCGACAGAUAAGCUUCGACAACGUUGAUUUUCCUAAAAGGUGAAUUAAUACUAAAAUAGCUAUCUAUUGUAAAUUAUUUUAAAUAAAAUAUUAAUUAGUCGAAUUAUUGAAACAGCACGGACAUUGUAAAUAUUAUAAUAAUUUAUCUUAUAAUUAGUUUUAGUAAAAUAUUUAAAUAUCCUUAAGAAUUAACUGUACUUGUAUUGUCGCAAUUUUACGAUUUCUUGACUGAAAAUGACGGCACAUUGAUGUAGUCUUAAAUGGUUUAUGAAUUUAAUGUUUUUGUUUUUAUUUGUUAAUGUAUAUUGAAGUGCAUGUCGUAUAGUCUAUUAAGUGCUUCCUUCUGUUUGGUUGUAACGUGCGAGGUAAUGGCAUCCGAAGCUGGAGCGAUAACUAAAUGCUAACCUAGCUAAUGGUAAUGGAUUAACAUAUCUCGAGGUGGUCCGCGGCGCUUACUUAUUUUAUCUAUGGGCUCUGAUUAAUUUCAUCACGUGGAUCAUGCGUUCGUCUGUUCAAAAGUAAAAAAGGCAUUUGCUAAAAAAUCAUACUAUUUUAAUAUAAUAAAUAGUAUUUUAAUAUUUUGCGAACCCGCAUUG